UAAAAGACUCGAGGUCCCAGACUGCUACCUUCCGCAAAACACCGGUUGCCUAUUAAAGGAUUAGGUAAAAAAAAAGGCAAUAAACACCUUUUCUUUUUAUUUUUUUUUUUAUUUUUUUUAUUAAUCAUUUAUUUUAAUCCUUUUACUUGAAUUGUUUUUGGUUUUUUUUUUAUUAAUUCAUCAUUCCUGAAAAAUUAUUUGUAUAGAAAAAGGUUGUGUUGAAACUUCUUUCAAUCACAUCUUAAUAUUUCUCGUUUUCAUUGUUUUUUAGAACGAGGUGUUUUUUUUUUAUAUAUUGUUGUUCAUUUCUUUCUUUCUUUCUUUCUUUUUUUGAUUCUUGAUUUUUAGGAAACCUUCUCUUCCUAAAGGUUUUAACGGAACGGCUCUUUUCAUCUAUUUGAAUUCCCUUUUUCCUUUGCAAGAUUCCUCCCAAUAUGUGCCAAUACGACGUUGAACCUCUCUUGUCCAAGGCCCCCAUCUUGGCCAAAUAUUCCGACCUUGAACCUCUUGGUACUAAGGUGAUGGCUGAAUACAUCUGGAUCGAUGGAUUCAAUCACAUCCGUAGCAAAACCAUGACCCUCGACGAAAAACCAAAGUCUUUGGAAGAUUUGCGAGUUUGGAACUUUGACGGUUCUUCCACUGGCCAAGCCCCUGGUAAUGACUCCGAUACCCUUUUAAAACCCGUUGCUAUGUAUAGAGAUCCCAUCCGCCGCGGCGACAACAUCCUUGUCCUCUCCGCUUGUUACAAGGCCGAUGGCUCUGCCAACCAAUACAACCACCGUGAUGCUUGCAACAAGCUCAUGGAAAAGCAUGCCGACCAAGACAUCUGGUUUGGUAUUGAACAAGAGUAUACCAUGUUAGAUUACUAUGACCGCCCUUUCGGCUGGCCUAAGGGUGGCUUCCCCGGUGCUCAAGGUCCCUUCUAUUGUGGUGUUGGUACCGGCAACGUUUUUGCUCGUGAUAUCGUCGAGGCCCACUACAAGGCCUGUCUCUACGCCGGUAUCAACAUUUCCGGUGUCAAUGCCGAAGUCAUGCCUUCUCAAUGGGAAUACCAAGUUGGUCCUUGUCGUGGUAUCGAAAUGAGCGACCAACUCUGGAUGUCUCGCUUCCUUCUCCACCGUAUUGCCGAAGACUUUGGUGUCAAGAUCUCUUUCCACCCCAAGCCAAUUUUGGGUGACUGGAAUGGUGCUGGUUGCCACACAAACAUCUCUACCAAGGAUAGCCGUGCCGAAGGUGGUAUGAAGGUCAUUGAGCAUUAUCUCGAAAAGUUCGCCAAGCGCCAUAUGGACCACAUCAAGGUUUAUGGUGAAGACAAUGACUUGCGUCUCACCGGUAAGCAUGAAACCGGUGCUAUCGACCAGUUCCGCUGGGGUAUUGCUGACCGUGGUGCUUCUGUUCGUAUCCCCCGUUCUGUCGCUAUGAAGGGUUGCGGUUACUUUGAAGAUCGUCGUCCUGCUUCCUCCAUUGACCCUUAUCUUGUCACUGGUAUUAUUACUGAGACUAUGUUUGAAUGUUAAAUGGACGAAUGAUUUUCUUCUAUGUGCUGGUCACGUUGACCGCCUUUCUUUCCCAUCAAUUUUCUCCCUGUGCGCUGUUUUUCUUUGCCCUUUGGGCAGAAGCGUAUUGAUCUCAUACAUACAUACAACAUACAUACUUAUUUACUCUCAUAUUACAUAUACUCCUUAUCCCCUUUCUCUUUUCUCCUUAUUAAUUUUUCAAUGUCAUUUAUUUGUUGAACAUUCUGAAUCUCUUGCUGUUGUC
Schizosaccharomyces octosporus yFS286 is the source of this 1761-nucleotide messenger RNA. RefSeq names its product glutamate-ammonia ligase Gln1. Gene Ontology annotation, molecular function: glutamine synthetase activity. The transcript has a single exon. The record is from RefSeq and is a predicted model, not a curated record. Gene Ontology annotation, cellular component: cytoplasm. The coding region runs from base 435 to 1517 and encodes 360 amino acids. NCBI's taxonomy places the organism in Eukaryota, Fungi, Ascomycota, Schizosaccharomycetes, Schizosaccharomycetales, Schizosaccharomycetaceae.